This is a messenger RNA of Knipowitschia caucasica, 5328 nucleotides long. Lineage: Eukaryota; Metazoa; Chordata; Actinopteri; Gobiiformes; Gobiidae. The record is from the annotation of a GenBank genome assembly.
AUGGCGGCUGUGAGCUCCUCUCUCUGUGAGGAGCCGUUCCUCUGCUCCAUCUGUCUGGAGGUCUUCACUGAUCCAGUCACCACACCGUGUGGACACAGCUUCUGCAGCAUCUGCAUCAACAAACACUGGGACAACAGUGUCCACUGCAGCUGUCCCGUCUGUACACAGGACUUCAGCCCAAGACCACAGCUGAAAGAGCAGGGAGAGGACCAGCAGGCCACACUGAAGCUACAGAUUAAAGAUAGACGUGUGAAGGUCCAGGAGAUCCAGCGUUCAGUGGAGCAGAGUCAGAGAAAGGCAGACGCAGAAAUACAAGAAGGUCUCAGAGUCUUCAAGGCUUUGAUGGAGUGUGUUCAGCAGAGAGCAGACAGCUUCAAACAAAGCAUUGUAGAAAGGCAGCAGAAGGUGGAGGAGGAGGCCUCUCAGCUGAUAGAGCAGAUCCAGACAGAGAUCUCUGAGCUGGAGCAGAGAGGAGCUGAGAUGGAGCAGCUGUGGACCUCUGGAGACCACCUGCAUUUUGUCCAAACCUUCACUACAGUCAGACCUGCUCCACAACUCAGCGACUGGAGACAGAAGACUGUCAGGACCCCAUCAUACAAGGGGACAGGGGCCCAAGCUGUGUCUGAGCUGAGGAGCCAACUGAACACAGAGAUGGAGACAUUCUUUGAAGCAGAAUUAGAGAAAGUACCAGAGUUUGCAGCUGAGUCGUAUCCAGAGAAGGUGGGAGUGUUUGUGGAUCAUGAGCAAGGCCACGUGGCGGACGGCGAGCAGCAGAAGAAGGGAGGCGGGGCCGGGGAAAAGAGGCGGAGCUCUAGUCGCCCGUGGCGAUCUAAAGCCGACCACGAAGCUGCUCUGGCCGGGUACCACAGCGAGGGAGAAACACUGAAGGAGACGCAGGCCCCUCGCCCCCGACACAAACCCUCCUCCUUCUCCUCCUUCUCCUCCUUCUCCUCCUUCUCCUCGUCCACCAGUCGCCUGAGAGACUUCAGAGAGACCAUGAGCAACAUGAUCCACAGCCGCUCCCUCUCCAGCUCCUCCUCCUUCUCUGCUCCUGCGGCUCCUCCUGCCCAGACUCCCCCCACCUCCUCCUGCCCCCUGCAGGAGUGGGAGGACAGCACCAGCAGCGAGUCCAAGUCCAGACCCGCCUGGAGGCCCAAGAGAGAGGCCCUCAACAUCGACAGCAUCUUCACCCGCCACAGACAGGCAGGAUACAGCCCCCUGAGGCCCCUGAGGCCCCCAGGGGCCGAGGACUCUGCUGAGGCCCCGGAGCCCCUCAGAACCAGGACCCUGCCCCACAGCAGCCACAGAGGGAGGGCAGAGCUACCCCCUCCUCCCCCACCGCCCCCCAGGCUGAUCCAGCGCAUGGAGAGUGGCUACGAGAGCAGUGAGAGGAACAGCAACAGUCCGGUCAGUCUGGACCUCAGCCCCGCGGAGAGGGAAAGUACAAAGAAGGCGGGGCCCUGUGCUCCCUCCUCUGGGCCCUGUGCUCCCUCCUCUGGGCCCUGUGCGCCCUCCUCUGGGCCCUGUGCGCCCUCCUCUGGGCCCUGUGCUCCCUCCUCUGGGCCCUGUGCUCCCUCGGGGCCCUCAUGGAAGAGCAGUCGGUCCAAGAGCAGUGGAGCUCUCCUGCAGGACGUCAGCUCUCACUGGACAGCGCCCCCUGCAGGCCGCAGUGAGCUGGACGAGCUGCAGGAGGAGGUGCUGAGGAGAGCCACAGAGGAGGAGCAGCAGAGGAGGCAGGAGAAGGAGAAGGAGGCCGCGCUCGCCUUCAACCCACGCCCGAGUAAAUACAUGGACCUGGACCAACUUCAGAUACAAGUCAGUACCACAGCUCAGUCUCAGUCAGAACUGUUCAGUCAGUACCACAGCUCAGUCUCAGUCAGAACUGUUCAGUCAGUACCACAGCUCAGUCUCAGUCAGAACUGUUCAGUCAGUACCACAGCUCAGUCUCAGUCAGAACUGUUCAGUCAGUACCACAGCUCAGUCUCAGUCAGAACUGUUCAGUCAGUACCACAGCUCAGUCUCAGUCAGAACUGUUCUAGUCAGUACCACAGCUCAGUCUCAGUCAGAACUGUUCUAGUCAGUACCACAGCUCAGUCUCAGUUAGAACUGUUCAGUCAGUACCACAGCUCAGUCUCAGUCAGAACUGUUCAGUCAGUACCACAGCUCAGUCUCAGUCAGAACUGUUCAGUCAGUACCACAGCUCAGUCUCAGUCAGAACUGUUCAGUCAGUACCACAGCUCAGUCUCAGUCAGAACUGUUCUAGUCAGUACCACAGCUCAAUCUCAGUUAGAACUGUUCCAGUCAGUACCACAGCUCAGUCUCAGUCAGAACUGUUCAGUCAGUACCACAGCUCAGUCUCAGUCAGAACUGUUCAGUCAGUACCACAGCUCAGUCUCAGUCAGAACUGUUCAGUCAGUACCACAGCUCAGUCUCAGUCAGAACUGUUCUAGUCAGUACCACAGCUCAGUCUCAGUCAGAACUGUUCAGUCAGUACCACAGCUCAGUCUCAGUCAGAACUGUUCUAGUCAGUACCACAGCUCAGUCUCAGUUAGAACUGUUCAGUCAGUACCACAGCUCAGUCUCAGUCAGAACUGUUCAGUCAGUACCACAGCUCGGUCUCAGUCAGAACUGUUCCAGUCAGUACCACAGCUCAGUCUCAGUCAGAACUGUUCAGUCAGUACCACAGCUCGGUCUCAGUUAGAACUGUUCCAGUCAGUACCACAGCUCAGUCUCAGUCAGAACUGUUCAGUCAGUACCACAGCUCAGUCUCAGUCAGAACUGUUCCAGUCAGUACCACAGCUCAGUCUCAGUCAGAACUGUUCAGUCAGUACCACAGCUCAGUCUCAGUCAGAACUGUUCAGUCAGUACCACAGCUCAGUCUCAGUCAGAACUGUUCAUACCACAGCUCAGUCUCAGUCAGAACUGUUCAGUCAGUACCACAGCUCAGUCUCAGUCAGAACUGUUCCAGUCAGUACCACAGCUCAGUCUCAGUUAGAACUGUUCAGUCAGUACCACAGCUCAGUCUCAGUCAGAACUGUUCAGUCAGUACCACAGCUCGGUCUCAGUCAGAACUGUUCAGUCAGUACCACAGCUCAGUCUCAGUCAGAACUGUUCAGUCAGUACCACAGCUCAGUCUCAGUCAGAACUGUUCAGUCAGUACCACAGCUCAGUCUCAGUCAGAACUGUUCAGUCAGUACCACAGCUCGGUCUCAGUCAGAACUGUUCAGUCAGUACCACAGCUCAGUCUCAGUCAGAACUGUUCCAGUCAGUACCACAGCUCAGUCUCAGUCAGAACUGUUCAGUCAGUACCACAGCUCAGUCUCAGUCAGAACUGUUCUAGUCAGUACCACAGCUCGGUCUCAGUCAGAACUGUUCCAGUCAGUACCACAGCUCAGUCUCAGUCAGAACUGUUCCAGUAAAGGCGACCGCUUUGAACGGUGUGUGUCUGAGGCCGAGCUGCUCCUGGAUCAGUCUGUGAGUCUGGAGCAGGCGGGAGACGUGUCUGCAGCUCUGACCGCUGUCAACGAGGCCGUCUCUAAAGUGCUGUGUGCAGCGGCCGAGUCUGGAGCCGCAGCUCACACUCGGCUGCAGCGCUGCAUCAGGAGAGGCCGCAGCAUUCAGCAGCGCCUCACACUGCAGCAGCGCCACCUGCAGGCAGGCGGCAGCAGCACACAGCCGCAGCAGCGCCACCUACAGGCAGGCGGCAGCAGCACACAGCAGCAGAGGCACAGUGAAAAGUCUGUCCCGGUCCAAGUACUUCUGACAGAAGGACAGAGUGAGGAGCCAAUCAUCAACCUCGAUAAUCUGGAUCCAUCUCCAUCUCCACAUGAUCCACCUGCUGUCGCUGCUGAAGCGUGCCCCCCCAGGCCCCCCCCAGAGGAGAGGAAGCCUGCAGCGUAUUACCCCCGCUUUGGGAAACCUCUCAGUAACAGCCGCUCCCUCCCUGCUCUGUGCAAGGACCAGAGUGAGCAGGAGGAGGAUCAGUGUGUCCCCCUCUGGGCUCGCUCCACUCCUCUGUCCUCGUCCCACUCUGAGACUCCUGUUUAUACCAAAGGCACAGAGCAGCAUCAAUCACUACAUACUCUCUCCCUGUCAGACCCUCUCCCCAACCCUCUCACCAACCCUCUCACCAACCCAACCAGGAACUGGUCCUGUCUGCAGCUAAACAUGGAAGACCACCUGAAACCCCCUGUCAGCUCUCUGCCCUCCCCCUCCCUCACUCAGCCCUCCCCCUCCCUCACUCUGCCCUCCCCCUCCCUCACUCAGGCCUCCCCUUCCCUCACUCUGCCCUCCCCCUCCCUCACUCAGGCCUCUCCCUCCCUCACUCUGCCCUCCCCCCCCUCCCUCACUCAGGCCUCUCCCUCCCUCACUCUGCCCUCCCCCUCCCUCACUCAGGCCUCCCCCUCCCUCACUCUGCCCUCCCCCUCCCUCACUCAGGCCUCCCCUUCCCUCACUCUGCCCUCCCCCUCCCUCACUCAGGCCUCUCCCUCCCUCACUCUGCCCUCCCCCUCCCUCACUCAGGCCUCCCCCUCCCUCACUCUGCCCUCCCCCCUCCCUCACUCAGGCCUCUCCCUCCCUCACUCUGCCCUCCCCCUCCCUCACUCAGGCCUCCCCCUCCCUCACUCUGCCCUCCCCCUCCCUCACUCUGCCCUCCCCCUCCCUCACCCUGCCCUCCCCCUCCCUCACUCUGCCCUCCCCCUCCCUCACCCUGCCCUCCCCCUCCCUCCUCUGCCCUCCCCCCCCUCCCCUGCCCUCCCCCUCCCUCACUCUGCCCCCCCAGAAAAGGAGGAGCAGGAGGAGCAGGAGUUGUCGGAGCUGGACUGUCUGUACCAGGCCAGUCUGAGGGCCCCUCAGCAGGCCCCUCAGCAGGCCCCUCAGAAGGCCCCCAGCAGGACAGCCAUAAGAAGGUCUCUCUCAGGAUCAGGACGCUCCAAAACUCCCACUGCAGAGAUGGAGAAACAUGCUUACAGAAGUCCCUCUGUACUCAAGGUGGGGGGUGCAGACAGCUACAGUGCAGACAACAUGAGGAGACUCGCCCACAGUCUGAGUGGGACGGCCAUCGGACCCCAGACCUCUGACCCCCCACUGCCCAAACCCCCCCUCAGACAGCUGUCUGCCUCCACGCUGCCUCGCCGGCCCAGCUCCUCCUCCGUGCACAACCCUACUCCUCCCCGAUCCACAGAGCACCUCCAGCACCUGUACCCCCCCUCACUCCCCCCGCACCAUCAGCCGUCACGGACCCCCACCACAGGUACCAGCCACAGCCCACACCAGCAACACAGACACCAGCAGCUGACCCACACCAGCAACACAGACACCAGCAGCUGA